This is a messenger RNA of Penaeus chinensis, 1476 nucleotides long. RefSeq names its product angiotensin-converting enzyme-like. Gene Ontology annotation, molecular function: peptidyl-dipeptidase activity; metallopeptidase activity. Gene Ontology annotation, cellular component: plasma membrane. The record is from RefSeq and is a predicted model, not a curated record. Gene Ontology annotation, biological process: proteolysis. Lineage: Eukaryota; Metazoa; Arthropoda; Malacostraca; Decapoda; Penaeidae.
GAAAUCUACGACCUCCUGAUUCCUUAUCCUGGGAAGACUUCCGUCGACGUCACGCCGAACAUGAAGACCAAGGGCUACACUCCCAGGCGGAUGUUCGAGCUCUCCGAGGAGUUCUUCGUGUCGCUGAACCUGACCCGGAUGCCGCCCGAGUUCUGGGAGCACUCCAUCAUCGAGAAGCCGAAGGGGCGGGAGCUGAUCUGCCACGCGUCUGCCUGGGACUUCUGCAACGGCAAAGACUUCAGGAUCAAGCAGUGCACUGAUGUGACCAUGACAGACUUGAUCACGGUACACCAUGAGAUGGGUCACAUUCAAUACUACUUGCAAUACAAGCACCAACCCAAUGUGUUCCGCGCUGGAGCUAACCCAGGUUUCCAUGAGGCUGUAGGAGAUGUGUUGGCUCUCAGUGUGGCCACGCCAAAACAUCUUCAGAAGAUUGGCCUUCUGGACAAUGUUGAAGAGGACAAUGAAGCCGACAUCAAUUACCUCAUGAGCAUAGCCUUGGAUAAAAUCACCUUCCUACCCUUUGGUUAUCUGAUGGACCUGUGGCGCUGGGGAGUGUUCAGCGGGAAAACCAAAGAGGAGAACUGGAACUGCGCCUGGUGGGACUUGAGAUAUAAUCUGCAGGGCAUAAAGCCUCCUGUGAGACGAUCAGAGUAUGAUUUUGAUCCUGGGGCCAAGUAUCAUAUCCCAGCCAACGUUCCCUACGUCAGGUACUUCGUGAGCUUCGUGAUUCAAUUUCAGUUCCACAAAGCGCUCUGUAUGAAAGCAGGGCAAUAUGACCCUCUAGACCCCUCAAAGCCGCUCCACAAGUGUGACAUCUAUCAGUCCACGGAAGCAGGAAAUGCACUUGGGGACAUGCUGCAGAUGGGCUCAUCGAAGCCGUGGCCAGAUGCUCUCGAGGCGCUAACGGGCACCAGGAAGAUGGACGCCUCCAUUAUCAGGGAAUAUUUCAAACCCCUGGAGGUCUGGCUCACGGAGAACAACGAGAGACACCAGGAGUUUGUGGGCUGGGAAGGUGAGAAUGACUUCUGUUCCUCGGACUCCCCCGCGCGCCACGAGCCAGUGGGCGAACCCUCCUCGGGGGCAGCGGUCUCCCCCGGCCUGCUCGUGGUGGUUCUCAUGGCGUUCCUGCUUCAGCAAACUCACCAAUAAUUCUAGUGUUUAGCAUAGAAAUGUUUUUUUUUUUUUUUUCCUACGAAAAUAUUAGAGAUUUCUAUACUAAAUGGGUGAGAUCAUGUGAAGUGAUUUGUUGAUUAGUGUAAAAGGUCUUUUAUUGGAGAAACAACUUUAUGGUUAAACUGUUUCCCUUUUUAUUUUCAAUGAAUGUUAUAUUGUGGAAGGAUGGAAGGAUCAUUUUUUUUUUUUGUAAAGGAAUGCGCCUUACACGUGUGUUUGAUACUGUAUACAUAAUUACUGAAGUGAAGGGAUUGUGUACACACUAUAUUUUAAAUAAAGAAAGGUUACAAUAAAAAAAAA